ACCCGAGCCCUCCCACCGCGCCGGCUGCCAUGGAGCUGGGACUGCUGCUCCCGCUGCUACUGCUCUGGACUCGGGGGACUCAGGGGUCUGAGCUGGACCCCAAUGGGCAGCACGUCUGUGUGGCCAGCAGCCCCUCUGCUGAGCUGCAGUGCUGCGCAGGCUGGAGGCAGAAGGAUCAAGAAUGCACCAUCCCCAUCUGUGAGGGGCCGGAUGCCUGCCAGAAAGAUGAGGUGUGUGUGAAGCCAGGCCUCUGUCGAUGCAAACCUGGAUUCUUUGGGGCCUACUGCAGCUCCCGCUGCCCGGGCCAGUACUGGGGCCCCGACUGCCGUGAGAACUGCCCCUGCCACCCUCACGGCCAGUGUGAGCCAGCCACGGGCUGUGGCCACUGCAAGCACAAUGAGCCGUGCUCUCCAGACACAGGCAGCUGUGAGUCCUGCGAGCCGGGCUGGAACGGAACCCAGUGCCAACAGCCCUGCCUGCCUGGCACCUUUGGCGAGAGCUGCGGACAGCAGUGCUCUCACUGCCGACGUGGGGAGGUCUGUCAGCCAGAUACUGGCCACUGUCAGCGCUGCGACCCUGGCUGGCUGGGGCCCAGGUGUGAAGACCCCUGCCCCACUGGCACCUUUGGGGAAGACUGCGGCUCUACCUGCCCCACCUGUGUUCAGGGGGCCUGUGACGCUGUGACAGGGGAAUGUGUCUGCAGUGCCGGCUACUGGGGGCCCAGCUGCAACACCUCCUGCCCGGCCGGCUUCCAUGGAAACAACUGCUCAGUUCCCUGUGAAUGCCCAGAGGGACCCUGCCACCCUGUCUCCGGGUCCUGCCAGCCGGGCUCUCGCAGUCGGGACGCCACCCUUAUCGCAAGCAGCCUUGUGCCUCUGCUGCUGCUGUUCCUGGGCCUCGCCUGCUGUGUCUGCUGCUGCUGGGCCACCCGAUCAGACCUCAAGGACAGGCCAGCAAGAGAUAGAGCUACCGUGUCCAGGGUGAAGAUGCAGGUCCGGGGAACACUGACCAGCUUAGGCUCCACACUGCCCUGCGGUUCCCUCAGCUCCCACAAGCUACCCUGGGUGACAGUUUCACAUCACGACCCGGAGGUCCCCUUCAACCACAGCUUCAUCGAGCCACCCUCUGCCGGCUGGGCCUCUGAUGACUCCUUCUCAUCCGAUCCUGAGUCUGCAGAGGCAGACGAAGUUCCUGCCUACUGUGUGCCACCCCACGAAGGGAUGGUCCCUGUGGCCCAGGCAGAGUCGUCAGAGGCCAGCCUGGCUGGAGGUGCUUUCCCGCCCCCUGAGGACGCCUCCACGCCAUUCGCCAUCCCGCGCACCUCCAGUCUAGCUCGGGCCAAGCGGCCAUCGGUCUCCUUUGCUGAAGGUACCAAGUUUGCACCACAGAGUCGCCGAGGCUCAGGGGAGCUCUCCAGCCCGCUCCGAAAGCCCAAGAGGCUCUCCCGGGGGGCACAAUCAGGUCCUGAGGGCCGGGAAGCCGAAGAGUCCACAGGCCUGGAGGAAGCAGAAACAGAUGAGUCCCUUCCUGCGGCUGCCAGUCCAGGAGAUUCAGCCACUGGCCACCGACGGCCCCCACUUGGUGGCCGGACAGUGGCUGAGCACGUGGAAGCCAUUGAGGGCAGUGUCCAGGAGAGCUCAGGCCCUGUGACCACGGUCUACAUGCUGGUGGGGACGCCCCGGGGAUCUGAAGGCCCUGCCCGCUCUGUCUUCCGCCAUUUUGGUGGCUUUCAGAAAGGCCAGGCAGAACCCAAGGUCAAGAGGGCCAUCCCUAAGCCUCCACGCCAGGCCCUGAAUCGGAAAAAGGGCAGCCCUGGCCUGGCCUCUGGCUCUGUCAGCCAGAGCCCCAACUCAGCCCCAAAAGCUGGGCUUCCUGGGGCCAUGGGGCCUAUGGCAGUCAGACCAGAGGAAGUGGCCCGGGGGCUGGGGGCAGGCACGGAGAGUUCAGGGAGGACCCAGGAGCCAAUCUCUGGGGCUGGCUUCCCGAAACAGGAUCCCCAGAAGCAGGCUGAAGAGGAAAGGCAGGAGGAACCUGAGUAUGAGAAUGUUGUACCCAUCUCCAGGCCACCAGAACCCUGAUGACCUUGAAUUUGGGGAGUGAGGAGACUGGAUGGGAUCAGAGCUGCCAUGGACUGGACUGUGCUGUGUGCUGGAAAAUGAUCCCAGGGCCCGGACAGACAGACCAGAGCCUCUGCCCCUCCACAGGGAAAAGGCAAGGCUUCCGGGCCAGGUGGCCCAGGGCCCUGGUGGUGCUCCCGGAUGGGGCCUGGAAGGCCUGGGCAGAGACCCUGCAGGAUGGGGUCAGGAAGGGUUAACUGCAGGGACUUCUCCUGUGCUGUCCUGGACCCUGUGUGCCUCAUAAGAGCUAUUCUUUCUUUCAUGUGAAAAACAUUUUUCUGAAAUGACAACCUACAUGUUUGCUGAUAAAAGAUUGGCUAAACAAAUAUUUCUUUUU
Mandrillus leucophaeus (drill) is the source of this 2454-nucleotide messenger RNA. It is a transcript of the gene SCARF1, whose product is annotated as scavenger receptor class F, member 1. Gene Ontology annotation, molecular function: scavenger receptor activity. The transcript has 11 exons. The coding region runs from base 30 to 2078 and encodes 682 amino acids. The record is from RefSeq and is a predicted model, not a curated record. Lineage: Eukaryota; Metazoa; Chordata; Mammalia; Primates; Cercopithecidae.